UCGUGUUGUUGUGGCGCUGCGGUAUCGCGGUUAGUACAUAGAGAAACAUACUAUGUAAGUAUAUUUCUCUAUGGCACGGAGGAAAGAAAUGUGUUCUAUGGUUAGUAGGCCACCCUAGCGGUUAGCUUGAAUUGUCGGUUCCGACGACAGCUGUUCAGUCGUGCUGUAGCGGGUUGUGUAUUCAAAUGCCGCACGAAAACCGUUCGACUGCACCUGCAGGGCCUAGCAGCUUUCGAGCCCUCUACAAGGAAGAAUGCAACAAGUUUUACAUGUGCACACGUCGCACGCUGUUGUCGAAAAUUCCCGCUGACGCCUCUUCGCUUGAUCUGUGCGUGGACAUAAUUCGGGCAGAAGAAUGGAAGCCACUCUUGCAGGCCCUCCGUGUGGACAAAACACUCGAGGCCAUCGCCUUCAAAUCGUCGUUUCUGAGCAACUACCCCGAGCUCAUCGCUGAUGUUGGCCGCCUACAACUGGUGCAAGAUAGCAUCCACGUGCCUGCACUGUUCACACCGGAGAUGCUCAAGCUGUUCUGCUCUGCCCUCUCCGGACAUCUCAAGAACAAUACCAGCCUCAGAUCAUUGGAGCUAGUCGGCUUUCCUUUCUCCCUGGUUCACCUGCAAGAGCUGUCGGCGGGCAUCCGUGCAUCAGCAUCCAUUGUGGGUGUCACAAUUGAUGGCAGCUCACUUGGCAAGCAAGGCCUCGAAGCACUGUGCCAUGCCCUGUGCGAGAGGGAAAAUGUGCGUGUGCUCAGCCUCUGCGACUGUCGACUGGACAGCAGUAACGCUCACUUGAUGGCCUGGCUCCUGCAGCAGCAGAGUCUCGGCCGCCAGGGGGCACUGUGGCAGGGAGUGCUGCGCCAGAGUGCACUGGCGCUAGACUCUCUGCAGGGCCUGCGACGACUCAGCCUGUGUCGCAACCCGCUAGGUGAUGAGGGUGUCUGCGCCUUGGCCGAAGCUCUUACGGACAACCUCUGCCUGAAGGCGCUUGACCUUCAGAGCUGCAAUGCUGGCAAUGCUGGUGCGUCUGCCUUGCUCAAGCUGCUGCAAAACAAUGUCGUACUGGAGGUGGUCGACAUAAGACAAAACCCAAACAUAGACGCUGAGCUAGCCAAAGACAUUGCGGCCAAGGUGUUUUCAAAUCGACAUGGAAGACGGUGUGAGUACGAAGUCCUCCCUCUGGGCAAAUGCCAGCCGCUGCCGCCUUGUCACCAGAGAAGCAGGUCAACUGGUAGAUCGCAAGAGAGGAGGGGUGCACGAGGGAAGCAGCGCUCAUCCUCUCUGGGAAGAACUAUCACCGUACCACUCACGGCAGAGUUUGAAACUGCAUCACCCCACUAUCAUCCAACUAAACGGGUUGAGGAGGACCUGCGUCAAUGCGAAGAAAACUUGCGAAAAGAGAGGGAAAGCCAGACAGAUAUUGGAAAGAAAGCUUCUUGAGCUUUUUGAGGAAAACCGACAGCUACGCUCUAAGCAGUGCAAGGGUUGCCAGCAGCCUGGAUAUACACUAGUUGCGAAUUCACUGCUGAACAACAUAGAAUCAGCUUUUAUCAAGUUCAAAGUCUACAUCACUGCUCUCAAACGCACAGAAAAUAGGAAUCCCGUUGAGACAGUGGCUGCUAAACAAGAUGUGCAAGUGCCUGGACAAGUCCUGCGAGGAGAAAGGAGUGUUCAUUCUUCCACAAAAGAAAGCACAGCUAAUCCAAGCGUACUCAGUGACCCAAUGCACAGUCUUGCACCAACGAAAAAUCCAGUGACACUGAAGCCACUCGAGUAUACUGAAGAGUUUGUUCAAAGCAAAGCCAAACAGAUCAUCUCAGAAAGAAGUGGCACUGCUGACCUCACCUCUUCAACCGCUCGGAACAAGCAAGCAUACAGGAAGCAUACAACCAGCUCAGUCAAGCCAGGAGGAAGUCAGUCAGCCUAGAAGCAAGCUCAGUAACACUUCAGAUAUGGAGACAUCUAAGCGGCUGUCAGAGCUGCUUGGCAUUGAUCAAAUUCCAUCUAAAUUGAUGCCUAGUACAGUGGGAUCACCCGAUUUCUUUCCGAUGGAGACACUUGAUGGUGACGCUGGCUCAUGGAAGUAUGAUCUUAAUGCUUCAGCAGGCUUUGUCAGAAGGUGGAGAAAAACUUCGUGCCACCUCGCAAAAGCCAAACAGCACAGAGUCAACAUUCACAAACUAUUCACAUGACAGCACUCUGGUGUCUUCUAUACCGGAGAAAGUAGUGUCCACCAGCUCUGCAGCGGCUAGCUAUAAACAGACACCGGCUGCUGUUGUGAGCUGCAGCAGAUCAUCAUAGCCAGAAGUCAGGACACAGUAUCACUUUCAUCUAUGCCAAGCAGGUCUUUUGAAAUCCAUACAGCUGACAUCACAGUAAGCAGCAUCCACAGCUCCACAAAGCCUAGGACAGGGUCAAAGAUCUCGCUGCGACACUCGCAGCAGCGACACAGCACGCCUACACUUAGCUACAGCAGAUCUCAGGGUGCCAUUGAAGGGAUCUCUACACCAUCCAAUGUUAGCUUGUCCCAAAACCAAUCAGAGGUGUCAACACCUUCUACUCCAGACACUGCAACACCACCACAGUUGGCAGGAAGUGAUUUUGAUGGGUUCUAACACUGGAGAAAACAAUAGUGCUGAGUUUAAGCAAUGGUGUAUCCAAGUUAACCUAAGGCUACUCUGUUUGUAGAACAAUGUAGAAACAUAGACAAGAAAGAUUCACAAAAACUGCUGUGUGCCUUCCUUUGUCGUCUGUAUUGGUGUUUUUAGGUUGAUCUAGCAGCAUCAUAACUAAUGGCAAGCAUGCUUCACCAAUUACAUAUCUUGUUGAAUAGCAUUGCUUUACCGUCAUGUAGACAGGUUUGUUGGGCUGCAAAAGUAACUGCACAGAAUUACGAAAUUGGAGCUUAGCCUCAAAUCUCUGGCAACCUUGAACAGGUCCCCAAAUUAUUGUUGAUGAGGAAAAGCACAGCUGAGAAAUGCUACCUAAUAUUCUCCUGUGAAAAAAAGGGGGCUUUUCUGGCACUAUUAUGUGGGAUGAUUUGAUAGUGGUAUCUAUUUGCAUACACGAAUUCAAGAACUCUGUCAUAGAUCGAUUGAAUUUCUACACAUUUAGUAGUCUUUCGUAACGGCCAGCACAUUGAACAUGCCUGAUUUUACCUGUGACAUUUGUGUCUACAUUGAAUUAUUAGCACUAAAAGAUAGUUUCCAAGAUUAUGAAUUAUGUACAAUACCUUGCAUUCACCAUUGUGCACCUCAGUUAUAACUUGUGCUUAUGUUUGUACAGUUGUGCACUUGCUUUAUUUUCACUCACAAGGUUCGGCUUCCAUCAGUUAUGUUUGUUUUUCAACUACAUUCUUUGUGGACACCUUGAUGUCAGCCUUAUGAAAUUGGCAGGUUGUCAUCAAAUCCUGCCUGAAUAAAUGCAAGACUCGUAGGUCACAGAAUCGAAUCCCAGGUCUGGUGGCCGCAUUUUCAAUAGAGGCGAAAAUGCUUGAGGCCCGUGUUCUUUGAAGACCCCCCAGGCAGUCGAAACUUCCGGAGCCCUCUACUACAUCGUCUCUCAUAAUCAUGUGGUGGUUUUGGGACAAUUAUUGUUAUAAUGAAUAAAUGCAAGUGCAUGGG
Rhipicephalus microplus (southern cattle tick) is the source of this 3619-nucleotide messenger RNA. RefSeq lists its product as uncharacterized. Gene Ontology annotation, biological process: cilium organization. The record is from RefSeq and is a predicted model, not a curated record. Lineage: Eukaryota; Metazoa; Arthropoda; Arachnida; Ixodida; Ixodidae. Gene Ontology annotation, cellular component: centrosome; ciliary basal body.